Phytophthora nicotianae INRA-310 is the source of this 1884-nucleotide messenger RNA. RefSeq lists its product as hypothetical. The transcript has a single exon. The record is from RefSeq and is a predicted model, not a curated record. Bases 1 to 1884 code for a protein of 627 amino acids. Lineage: Eukaryota; Oomycota; Peronosporomycetes; Peronosporales; Peronosporaceae.
AUGGUAUCCGACGAGCUUGCCCCGCUGCAGACACACGUGGAGGCACAGAUCAAGCAUCUAGCGGCGGUCGCUGGUGUCGUCCGUGAGCUCCAAUCGGCCGAAGAGCAGUACGGCAGGACGUACGUAGGGCUCCCAUUCGAAGUACUCAAGUCAACGAUACAGCGAAUUCCACAACUGCAAGGAGUCAGUCAAGGCUUCGGCAACUUCGUUCAAAAGUGCUCCGAGAUUAAGACCAAUGUCGCUCAGGAUCUGAUGAAUCAAGUUAUCGCUCCUCUUGAAGCGUUCACUGCCGACCACGUCGAGAAGGCUCAGCAUCUUCUCUCGGAGCUGUACGAACUCCUGCAGAAAGAAAAGGCCUUCGACCUGGCGUAUCAGAACCUCCGUGAAGGCUGUAAUGACGGUGAAACCUCACAGGAGACGAGUGAUGAAAGCGAACUCCAACUGCAUCGGAUGCAUCGGGAUCAGCUCCUCCACAAGCGAGAUACCGAACGCCUUGCGAUUCAGCAGUGGAUCACAGCGCUUCACUUCUCCGGACAGCGAUACGAGGCACACGUUCGUGACGUACUGCAUCAGACUCGCGCCGUAUACGAGCGUAUGAUCUCUUCCUUGACAGCUCUGAUCAGUCAGUUGCAAGAGCAGCUAAACCAGGAUGCUGGAACAGCUAGGACAAUUAAUACUGGCGACAAGUCUAGUGCAGUGUCCGAUGAGUCCUGGGAGACGUUUCUGGAAGAAUAUGACUGUCACGUGGCGAUCACGGGCUGGAUGAGCGAACUAUUCAGACAAUUAAUUCCACUCGAACAGACAGCGGCAAAGGCCCUACACAAAGCUGUGAAACUGGACCGAGCUUCGAGCAAAACUUUCGGUGGCAUGGGGCUUAACUGCCAACUAUCUGGUCUGAUCGAAUUUCAUGGUCUGUUGACGGUGAAUAUCGCCAACCCCAUCUUGCGGACGCUCAAGUUCACGAAAGAGCGUCAAGAACGGAUGAGAAACGAGCUGUCAAAGUCGUUGGAGGAGACGCGAACUCUCGUUGUUGCAGCUCGAGCUCAGUUAGAUGCGCGUGUUUUAAAAGACGAUGCGGAGGAAAAGGACCCAGUUCGAUGUGACAGCUUGACGUCGUCGGAAACGUCGGACUGCAGUUUGGAAGAGAGCAAUGAGGAGAACGAGAACUCGUGCAACAGUGCUCCAAACGAAGAAGAAAACACACCAGAGCAGAUGCAGGUAGAGAAGUUGAGGAGGAAAUUAGCGCUGCAAAAGCAGGAAAUGACUCGUGUGUUGGAGCAGACCUCGUUCUUGGCAGUCAAGACGAUGGAGUUGAUGGUGCAGGACUAUGUGAAGCAUGUAUCCAAGGCGCUUGCUGCUUUAAGUGAGGCCAUUCGUGUAGAACAUCCAGAGACUCAAAGAAGUUCACGUGUGUCGUCGUCACCACGGCCAUGGGAGGACAUAACUGAGCGAUUGUCAAUUGCAGUGUCCGAUAAGCCUGGAGUACCGGUCGCUGAGAUGUCAGACAACCAACAAAAGCCCAAGGACGACACGGCUAAUAGGCGAGUACGCCGGACCGAUUGCAAGAAUGCACGUAGCAACAGAGAGCCUUCAGGUGUCCAAGUUUUGUUGAGUUUCGUCCAGUCUGUGGUUGGAGCAGCUUGGUGGGCAGCUUCCCUUUGUUUCAGGAUCGCUAAAGCUCCCAUGCCACACUCGUUUGGAGAACGUGCCGUGCUUGUGAUUAUUACGGUGGCGAUUCUCACCCUGACAGGUAUUUGCGUCAAGUCCCAUCAGCUCCAAUACUCAUGGAGCAACUUGACUGAUACGCAGCACUCGAAUUCGCAGGACCUCGUGCAGAUCGUGAAGCUGGCAACGGAGGUUUGCACGCAGCAACUGACGCAGUGA